Messenger RNA from Chaetura pelagica (chimney swift), 3237 nucleotides. It is a transcript of the gene FGFRL1, whose product is annotated as fibroblast growth factor receptor-like 1. Gene Ontology annotation, cellular component: plasma membrane. Lineage: Eukaryota; Metazoa; Chordata; Aves; Apodiformes; Apodidae. The transcript is spliced from 6 exons. The record is from RefSeq and is a predicted model, not a curated record. Gene Ontology annotation, molecular function: fibroblast growth factor binding; fibroblast growth factor receptor activity. Bases 1 to 1572 code for a protein of 523 amino acids.
AUGGGAGACGUGAAAGGAAUCAACUUUGGUGUGAACCAUCCUUGUACUAAGGAGUUUGAAGUAUCAGGUUUUACAGUGAUGAGCAUGGUGAAGACAAAUGUUGCCUCAAGUGUUGGUUCUUUAUCACUGGCAAAAGCCAUAACAGCUCUUCCUCUCUGUUCUUCCUCAGGUCCCCCAAGGAUCGCUGAUAAAGUGAUUCACCGUCAGUCCGUGAGGCUAGGGAGGACCAUCAAGCUCCUGUGCCCGGUGGAGGGUGACCCCCCACCUCUCACCAUGUGGAUGAAGGACGGACGCACUAUCCACAGCGGCUGGACGAGGUUCCGGAUCCUUCAGCAAGGGCUGAAAAUCAAGGAGGUGGAAAGCGAAGACGCGGGAACCUACAUUUGCAAAGCCACCAAUGGCUUCGGCAGCACCAACGUGAACUACACCCUCAUCGUGAUUGAUGAUGCCAGCUCAGGAAAGGAUAGCCAGGCACCUGAAGGCUCCAAUGGAGAAUAUGAAGAUCAUUCUGGGAAGCAAUGGGCCCGGCCCCGGUUCACGCAGCCUGCCAAGAUGAGACGGAGAGUGAUCGCCCGUCCUGUUGGCAGCUCCAUCCGCCUCAAGUGCGUGGCCAGUGGGAACCCACGGCCUGACAUCACGUGGCUGAAGGACAAUAAGCCCCUCACACCCCAAGAGAUUGGGGAGAACAAGAAGAAGAAGUGGACGCUGAACCUGAGGAACCUGAAGCCAGAGGAUAGUGGGAAAUACACCUGCCGAGUGUUUAACAAAGUUGGAGAAAUCAACGCAACGUACAAAGUUGAAGUAAUCCAGAGGACGAGGUCCAAGCCCAUCCUGACAGGGACACACCCUGUCAACACGACAGUAGACUACGGUGGGACCACAUCCUUCCAGUGCAAAGUCCGCAGCGACGUCAAACCUGUUAUCCAGUGGCUGAAAAGGGUGGAGUACGGCACGGAGAGCAAGUACAACUCAACCAUUGAUGUUGGGGGACAGAAGUUUGUUGUGCUGCCCACGGGAGAGGUCUGGUCUCGUCCCGAUGGUUCCUACCUGAACAAACUGAUGAUUACUCGAGCCAAGGAAGAGGAUGCAGGGAUGUACAUUUGCUUAGGAGCAAACACCAUGGGCUACAGCUUUCGCAGCGCUUUCCUCACCGUCCUGCCAGAUCCCAAGCCUCCCAGUGCACCUGUGCCCCCUUCCUCAGCCAGCAGCCUUCCCUGGCCCGUGAUCAUCGGCAUCCCUGCCGGAGCUGUCUUCAUCUUUGGGACAAUCCUCCUGUGGCUUUGCCAGACCAAGAAGAAGCCCUGUUCCCCACCAGCUGCUGCCCCUGUGCACCGGCCACAGCCCCGGGACAGGAUCUGUGUCUCCCAGGUCCCUGACAAAGACUGCAUCUCCUCCAUAAACUAUGAGGAAUAUGUUGCCCAGCAGCAGCAUUUACUGUCCCAAGGGCCUGCACUUGCUCCAGCCAUGGCAUCCAAAAUGUACCCAAAGAUUUACACGGACAUCCACACCCACACCCACUCGCACGUGGAAGGCAAAGUCCACCAGCACCAGCACAUCCAGUACCAGUGCUAAGAGGGUGGCUGUGUACAGUAGCUCGUUUGGGCUUUUCCUCCUGGUACCUCAGAAGAGACUGCUCCAAGUCAGCUCACACUGCCAGCAACAGGCAAAACAGACAGAAAAGAUUAUAUAUAUAUAUAAUUUUAAAUAUAUAUAUACAUAUAUAUAUAAUUGUAUAUUUGUGUGUGUAUGUGUGUAUAUAUAUAUGUGUAUAUAUCUAUAUCUAUCUAUAUAAAUAUAUAUAUAAUAGAGAAAGACAGAGAGAGAAAAGAGAUUUUUUUUUUUAAUUAUUACAAUCAGGAUGUAGCCAAGGAAUAAUGAAGGAACUCAAGGAACUCCAAAUCUCAGCAGAGAGGCAGCCAUUCCCAGCAGCAGAGCCUUCCCAGGUUUUUUUCGUUGAAGUGGCAACAUGUGAGACAGGACACAGGGACAUGAACCACCACCUUCUUCCUUGUGUUGUAAGGAACAAAAAGAGCAAGAGGCAACUGUGGUGCCUUUCCAGAUGGGCAUCACUGUCCCUGUGCCUGCUGCACAUCACUUGUUUCAGUGGGGAGCUCCCAAGCCUGUCCCACUGGGGAGCAUUCAGAAGAGCCUGUUCCCUCCGAGUCACCCAAGCUCUAAAGUACCUGAGGUUUAGUGCCAAAGCACUAGGAGACAUAACCACCUCACCUCUUCCAGGAGAAAACAAAAUAACACAAAAGUCUGGCAAAAUGAAUUUCUCUUCACAAUGUGAAAUGCUGAAUGCUUCUCAAUCACAGUCCUUUGGUCUGAAAUGCUAACUGAGCUGGUUUGUUCCAUUUCUGCAAGUUGAAGGCAUCUCCCAUGGGGUGUUCUGCAGAUCCAACCACAACUGCUCUGCUCCCUGGUCCUAGGACUCAGUGCCACUGCCAGGAAAAAGGAAAGAAGGAAAGAGGAACAUUGUACAGAACAUCUUUAUAUUUAUAUUUAAGAAAUAAUAAUAAUUAAUAAUAAUAAUUGAACUGCUGAUGGUGAAGAAGCAAAAUAUGCUGUCCUCUGAUAGCUCACAGUGACAAGCUACUGGAUUUUCUACAUCAAUGCAAAAUACAUGAAAACAUUAGAAAAAAAAAAAAGAGUAAGAAGCAAAGAGAAUGAAAUAAUAAUCUUGUAGGAAAAAAUGCAUUUGAGAAAUAUUCACUUAGGUUGUGUGUGGUUGUCCCCUCCCCUCAGAUAACACUUUGGAAAUGAUACAACUUCUUUGCAGUUCAAACAGUAAGAAGAGAAAAUAAAUAAGGACCAUAUUAAAUACCAAUACAGACUGGAAAUGAAUUCAAUUGCAAAUAUAAAACCUUUGUAAUUCUAUAUAGAGUUUAAACAGAAGUCAUGUAUAUUUAAUUUAUUUUGUUAAACAAGAAAAAAAUGUAUGAUAUUUUCCUUGAAAACAGGCAUUUCUAUACAUAUUUUUGAUCAAAGAAAAUAAAGAUUUUUUUUCAGGUUCUAUAGAUGCCAAACUCAGAAUGUGUAGCAUGUGACCAACUGUACAUCUUCUAACCUGGAGGUCAUCUAUCUCUAUGUCUGUUCACACUAGCCACGUAUCUAAUCUGCUCACAUCAUCUCAGGUACCGCUGGUGCCAUCCUAUCCAUCAGAAACUGGCCAGUUCCACUGUCUGUGUUCUGGCUGGGAUGAUCUGCAGUGGCCAGAUCACAAGAUCACGUCUCAUG